AUGGCGGUGCACUUCCAAUCGCGCGUAUCCACAACCACCGCUCACGAACUUCUCUUCGCCGACGACUGCGCCCUGAACACCACCUCGGAAGAGGAGAUGCAACGGAGCAUGGACCUGUCCUCCGUCGCCUGCGAGAACUUCGGUCUGCUCAUUAACACGCAGAAGACGGUGGUGAUGCAUCAACCGCCACCCAAGUCCGCCGCAGCCCCCAACGCGUCGCCGCAAAUCAGCGUGAACGGAACCCAUCUGCAAGUGGUGGAGAACUUCCCGCAACACCAAGAUUGA
This is a messenger RNA of Spirometra erinaceieuropaei, 285 nucleotides long. NCBI's taxonomy places the organism in Eukaryota, Metazoa, Platyhelminthes, Cestoda, Diphyllobothriidea, Diphyllobothriidae. The record is from the annotation of a GenBank genome assembly.